Helianthus annuus (common sunflower) is the source of this 2728-nucleotide messenger RNA. RefSeq lists its product as uncharacterized. Gene Ontology annotation, biological process: mitotic sister chromatid cohesion; DNA repair. The transcript is spliced from 13 exons. Bases 128 to 2491 code for a protein of 787 amino acids. The record is from RefSeq and is a predicted model, not a curated record. NCBI's taxonomy places the organism in Eukaryota, Viridiplantae, Streptophyta, Magnoliopsida, Asterales, Asteraceae. Gene Ontology annotation, cellular component: chromatin; nucleus.
GUUAUUUCAUUCAGAAAAUCCACUAUUCUUCAACCUUUUCCGUACAUUCUGAGUCCCAAAAUUAGGUUUCCUAAACAAUUCCGAUAGUAAACUCCAAUUAACAUUUCUGGAUCAAAAGGUGUCGAAAAUGGAUUACGUUUCUCCAGUUAACGAGUUGGAGCAACGCCUCAAAGAAGCCGGUGAACACCUUGCAUUCCCUCCUUCUUCCACCAAGAACCUUCUAGACCUUCUUGAUAAAACGGAGCACCUGUUAAGUUUUGUGGGUCAAGCACCGUCUCUCUCGAUGCAAGGUGCACUUGUGCCCUCAAUGGGAGCCCUAAUUGCUGAUGGACUACUAAAGCACUCAGAAAUUGACGUUAAAAUAUUCGUGGCGUCUUGUCUUUGUGAAGUAGCGAGAAUUACCGCACCCGAACCACCUUAUAAGGAUGAAAUCAUGAAGGAUAUCUUCCAGCUAAUUGUACUCGCUUUUGGGCAAUUGUCGAACGUUAACGGUCAAAGCUAUCAUAAAGCCAUUCAUAUUCUUGAGUCUGUUGCUAAAGUUAAAUCGUGCUUAUUGAUAUUGGAUUUGGAGUGUGAUGCAUUGGUUCUCGAAAUGUUCGAGCGAUUUUUAAGCGAAAUCAGCGUAAAGCACCCUCACUCGGUAUUCUCAGACAUUGAAGCUAUCAUGACGGUUAUUAUUGAAGAAAGUGACGAAAUUGCUACUGAGCUUUUAUCCCUUCUAAUUUCUCAUGUUAAAAAAGAAAACCUGGGUGUUACAAUUGCUUCUUGGAAAGUAGCAGAAAAGGUCCUGAGAAAUUGUAUCGAUACACUGAAGCCGUACUCCGAAACAAUAACGAAGCUUGUAAAUUCAAAUCUUGAUGAUUAUGCUGAAGUGGUGACUGUCUUAUGCCAGAAUGCCCAUGAAAACGGUCAUAUGGUAACUAGAUCUACGAGAACUAACAGUACUCACAAGAGGGAUCGUAGUACGUUGGAGAACGGUGGAUCCGUGAAGAAGCAAAAGUUUAACGAUAAAAGUCCGUUAAAGGGAAAAGAAGUAGAAACUCCUAGAAGGGGCCGACCAAAGAAAAAUAAAAACAGUUUAAAUCAAGAUAAUAGCCCUAAUUCUGUUCAAAACUCAAAAGAAGAGACGAGGAAAACUCGAUUUCACGACAAAAGGCAAUCAAGUUCUUUAUAUAACGUGGUUGUGAAGAAGGAGGAUGUGAUCAUAUCGGAUCAUGAUGAUGCAGAACCGUUAACGCAACAAACAAAUAUUAAUAAAACACAAAGUAGAAGAAAGCUUUCUAACAAGCGUCUUGCUAAUGGUUCUCAUGGCAAGGACACUUCAAAGAAAUGGGGGCAAGAUUUGGUGGGCCAUAGAGUAAAGGUUUGGUGGCCAUUGGAUAAAAUGUAUUAUGAAGGUACUGUUUCUUCUUACAACCAUGUAGAUAACAAGCACAAGGUAUCGUAUGUCGAUGGUGAUGAAGAAGUGCUGGAUCUAUGUAGUGAAAAGUGGGAGAUGCUUGAUGACGUUUUGCCUGAUCAACAACAGGAACAAGUUGCUGAUUUACCGAGCCCCGUUACCACAUCUUCCGAGCGGCCAGAGCAGAAGAGGAAAAGAAAGAGAAGGUUACCGAGCCCCGAUACCACAUCUGCCGAGCAGCCAGAGCAGAAGAGGAAAAGAAAGCAAAGCCGACCACGUGUGGUGAUGGGCCUAAAAGCGUGGGGCUUACAUGCGGGCUCAUCAAAAACCGCUGAUGUAAUCUGCAAUGCUGAAAAUCAGAAGGACCAUCCCGUCUCGACGCCUGCUGACUCAUCAAAAACCGCUGAUGUCAUAUGCAGUGCUGAUGAUCAGAAAAAUACUCCCGUCUCGACUCCUGCUGACUCAUCAAAAACCGAUGAUGUAAUCUGCAAUGUUGAUAUCCAGAUGAAUGAUCCCGUCACGACACCUGAUGACUCAUCAAAAACCGCAUAUGUCAUACGCAGUUCUGAUAAUCAGAAAAAUACUCCCGUCUCAACUCCUGCUGACUCAUCGAAAACCGAGGAUCUAAUCUGCAAUGCUGAUAAUGAGAAAAACGAUCCCCUUUCAACGCCUGCUGACUCAUCAAAAACCGCAGAUGUAAUAUGCAAUGCUGACAAUCUGAAGAAUAUUCCGGUCUCGACACCUGCUGACUCAUCAAAAACCGAGGAUGUAAACUGCAAUGCUGAUAAUCAGAAGAAUAUUCCGGUCUCGACACCUGCUGACUCAUCAAAAACCGAGGAUGUAAACGGCAAUGCUGACAAUCUGAAGAAUGGUCCCGUAUCAUCGCCUGCUGACUCAUCGGAUGUAAUAUGCAAUGCUGAUAUCCAGAAGAAUGAUCCGGUCUCGGCACCUGCUGACUCAUCAAAAACCGAGGAUGUAAUCUGCAAUGCUGAUAAUGAGACGAAUACUCCCGAGAAAAAUGGCGAUUUGCAGGAAAAGAAACCGUCUGAAUCAAGCGAGACGACACAAAGAUUGGACAAUACCGACAGUUGAGUUUUGAACCCGAGGAUAAAAUAUAAAAUCGGCGAAAGAGAUAGAUGAAAGAUUGUUUACUUAUUUUUGAAUUUUGAUUGGGUGUUCUUGUAGAUGAAGGCCCAAAAAUUGAAUCUUUAGUGGUCAAAUAUUUAGUGUAGAUUUUGGUAUUUUAUGUAAGAUGCUAAGAUGUUGAAGUAGAGUAUUUAACUAAUUUUUAAGCAUUAUUAUAAUAUGUAGUUCCCAUUAUCUUUUGAA